Gymnodraco acuticeps is the source of this 1048-nucleotide messenger RNA. RefSeq names its product NT-3 growth factor receptor-like. Gene Ontology annotation, biological process: protein phosphorylation; cell surface receptor protein tyrosine kinase signaling pathway. Gene Ontology annotation, cellular component: plasma membrane; neuron projection. The record is from RefSeq and is a predicted model, not a curated record. The annotation marks the transcript as partial. Lineage: Eukaryota; Metazoa; Chordata; Actinopteri; Perciformes; Bathydraconidae. Gene Ontology annotation, molecular function: transmembrane receptor protein tyrosine kinase activity; ATP binding. The transcript has 9 exons.
AGACUUGUCGAAGAAUCCUCUCAGCACUCUGUCGUGGCAGCUCUUCCAGCACCUGCAAAUCUCCGAGCUGCGCCUGGAGAGCGUGGUGUUUGAGUGCGGCUGUGACAUCCGCUGGGUCCAGCUGUGGCAGCAGAGAGGAGACGCCGCGCUGCACACUCAGCAGCUGUACUGCAAGAACGGAGCCUCCAAGAUACGCCUGCACAACAUGUACAUCCACAACUGUGACCUGCCAGAGAUCAGUGUGAGCCACAGCAGUUUGUUGGUGAUGGAGGGAGACAACGUGACGGUGAGCUGCAACGGAUCGGGAGCGCCGCUGCCCGAAGUGGACUGGACCGUCAGCGAUCUGCACUCCAUCAACACACACCUGUCUAAUGUGUACUGGCCGAACAUCCACUCCAUCAACCUGACUCUGUUCAACAUCAGCCGGGAAGACAACAACUUCCAGCUGACGUGCAUCGCAGAGAACGUGGUGGGAAUGAGCAACUCCUCCAUCCAGCUCAACGUGCAGUUUCCUCCACUCAUCGUGAGACUGGCAGAGCCCGAGAAGCGCCACGACACCUGCAUCGAGUUCACGGUGCGGGGCUACCCACACCCGAGGCUGCGCUGGUUCUACAAGAAAAAGGAGAUUGUUGAGAACGAUUACAUCCGCACUGAGCUGGACUUCUACCAGGACUAUCUGGAGGGUUGUCUGAUCUUCAAGAACCCGACGCACCUCAACAAUGGAAACUACACUCUCGAAGCCAGCAACCGUUUGGGAACGGUCACCAAGUCGGUGAAUGGUCGCUUCCUCUUUGCCCCGGAUAUAGAGGAUGUAGUGGAAAUAGUGCCGCCGUCAGAUGGAGAUGCGGGCCGACCAGAUGAAGACACAUUUGGGGUUUCCAUCGCUGUGGGUUUGGCGGGCUUCGCUUGUGUCCUCCUCCUCGUCCUUUUUGUUCUCAUCAACAAAUACGGCCGUCGCUCCAAAUUCGGUAUGAAAGGUAAGUCUACACCAACAGACAGGCGGACGGUUUUUGCUUGUGUGUCUGGCGUUGGCGUGGUGGAUCAGUGA